AUGAAGAAGAAAAAGCAGCAGCACAUUUCCGUGAACGCAAACAAGCGGGAGUCUGAGAGCUUCCCGGACGAGUUGAUCGGGUGGUUUUCUGAUCAUCAGCAGGAGAUCGAUCAGCUGUUCAUCCACGGUGACGUAGACAGAAGUGAAUCAGUCAGCCUGAAGGACUUUGAGCUGGGUUUGAUGAGUUUGGGUGUCCCCUGUCAGCAGUUUCAGCUCCACAUGCUGACUCAGCAGCUGAAGACCUUCAAUGACACGAUUAGUUAUGAAGAUUUGAUGAAACAAAUACAGUCUCUGAGGGACAGUGCAGAGCUCCACGCUCAGAUACCGGGGCACUUCAGAAAAAGACAAGAACCAGUGGAGACAGAAAAUGUAAAACAUCAGCAGAGACUGCAAAACACUGAAGCCCAGAGGUUCAUCCGUCUGAGUGUCCGACUGAUCCCCUUCACCUCGGCCACAGCGCACCCUGGAAACUUUGAGGUUGUUUUAUCGAGCAGCCGCACAGUUUUUGGUCUGAUGAGCGUGAUCGAGGACCGAGCUGGGAUCCAGACCUCGAGCCUGGAGGUUUUCAGUAGCCGAGUGCCAACAGAGGAGGCCCGCCUGCCCCCGGAGAGCACGCUGGAGGAGUGCGGCUUCAAAGGAGGGCCAGAGGAGAGUCCUCCAGAGGUCACCGUGUAUUAUGACUACAGACUGCCAUUUACAGACUGUCCCAUCCUCAACUACGACCGCUACAUUAGGUCGAAUCAGGACUCUGCAUCGAGUCGGGGUCUGUGAAUUACAAAGCUGUUUUGAGGUACCUACACCUACUGUAGACACCAGUUUUGUUAUACGCCUGAGUUUCAAUAUAACAACAACAAAGGUGACUUCGAACAGCACCCAAUGUCACACAUAGUUGAGGUCAGAAGUAAACACACCCUAACCAUACACAUGAAUGUUGUGUUCAUUCUGGGCUUUCAGGGAUCUUCUUUGCAGCUGGCUCAACAGACAUCUUUAAUGACUUUAAUGAAACAAACAUUUGGUGCACAUGUUUAAUAUGGAUUUUCCUAAUCCACACAGGCUCAAAUAUACAGCAUACACUCACUUUAAUCUUUAAAUAAGUGGCUGCUGAGUUUUCUACAAUAUAUUAUCCUGACAAGUC
Molecule: messenger RNA, 1135 nt
Organism: Neolamprologus brichardi
Lineage: Eukaryota; Metazoa; Chordata; Actinopteri; Cichliformes; Cichlidae
Source: RefSeq, a predicted model, not a curated record